Messenger RNA from Parnassius apollo (apollo), 2235 nucleotides. Lineage: Eukaryota; Metazoa; Arthropoda; Insecta; Lepidoptera; Papilionidae. The record is from the annotation of a GenBank genome assembly.
AUGUGGGGUGCUGCUGUGUCGAAUCCACCGCACUACCAUUAUGUGCAAGGACCAAACAACGCAGGACCUCAACGCGGUCCGGCUGGUCCUAUAUUGUCCGGCCCUAGUGUAAGGCAUUUGAGGCCACAGUCUUCGUAUUCUUUGCCUCAUGGUUCCAACGGAGCGAGCCGCUGGGGCUGGUCCGGAAGUCAUGCGUCCUCAUUCGAUCGAAGGCAAUUAAAGGUGCCACCACAGCCCGCACGGCCAGCUCCAUCAAGGCCGUCUCACAGCAGAAAUGCUGCUUCUUAUAAGGUCGACCCCGAGCUGAUCUUCACGAAGCAAGAGAAGAUCGGCAAGGGCUCCUUUGGUGAGGUUUUCAAGGGCGUCGACAACAGGACGCAACAGGUCGUUGCCAUUAAGAUCAUUGAUCUCGAAGAGGCUGAAGAUGAGAUUGAAGACAUUCAGCAGGAGAUCAUGGUGCUGUCACAGUGUGACAGCCCUUACGUCACAAAAUAUUACGGAUCAUAUUUGAAGGGCACAAAGCUAUGGAUCAUAAUGGAAUACCUUGGCGGCGGUUCCGCGUUGGACCUAAUGAAGGCGGGCAGCUUCGAGGAAAUGCACAUUGCGGUAAUCCUGCGUGAAGUUCUGCGAGGUCUCGACUAUCUACACUCCGAGAGGAAGCUGCACAGGGACAUCAAAGCUGCUAACGUCCUGCUUAGUGAAAUGGGCGAUGUCAAAUUAGCUGAUUUUGGCGUUGCGGGGCAGCUGACAAACACGACAAGCAAACGCAACACUUUCGUGGGUACGCCGUUUUGGAUGGCGCCAGAGGUCAUAAAGCAAUCCUGCUACGACAGCAAAGCGGAUAUAUGGUCCCUGGGCAUUACUGCAAUAGAACUCGCUAAGGGUGAACCCCCCAAUUCUGAGUUGCAUCCGAUGAGAGUGCUCUUCCUCAUACCCAAGAACAACCCACCGCAACUCACAGGAAGCUACUCCAAGCCUUUCAAAGAGUUUGUAGAGGCGUGCUUGAAUAAGGACCCGGAGAACAGACCGACGGCUAAGGAGCUACUAAAGUUCCAGUUCAUCAGGAAAGCCAAAAAGAAUUCGUAUCUAAUGGACCUGAUAGAUAGGUAUAAGAAGUGGAAAGCUCAGCGGAGCGAGGAAAGUGAGACCGAGUCGGAGAAUUCAGAUUCGGAGGAAGGCAGCCGGGGUGACAACGAGGCAGACGAACCAUGGAUUAUGACGGUUCGUGGUGGCUCCGGCGCACGCUCUCUCCAGCCCGCCGCCGAUCGCCGCGACCUACGCGACUUGUGCGAGAGAGACAGAGACAACGUGCGAGACAGGGACAACGCGUGGGACAGGGAUAACGCGCGGGAUAGAGACAACGUGCGAGACAGGGACAACGCCUGGGACAGGGAUAACGCGAGAGACAGAGAUAACCUACGAGACAGGGACAACGCGUGGGACAGGGAUAACGCGAGAGACAGAGAUAACCUACGAGACAGGGACAACGCGUGGGACAGGGAUAACGCGCGGGACAGAGACAACGCGUGGGACAGGGACAAUGAGCGAGAGCACAGGCGCGACGACAAUGCGAUCCCGUCGCCAACGUCACUGUCGGUACCAAAGCAAAAUGGCGCGUUAAGUACACGAAAUGACGACACAGUGAGCGACGUGAAGCCCGUACCGCUCAACAACAACGCGACGGACAAGCAACCGUCACGACAAUCACCAAUUGUGCAAACGCCCAUAGAACAAAGAAACACGAAGGAAAGAGAAAGAGAUAGGGGCGACAGAGAAGACAGAAAAGAGAGACAGGAACAUCAGGCGUCUAACCGCGAUGGCUUAGUCAAUAACAAGGCCGUUUCCCCUCUGGAUCAUAGAGGAGCGAACACUGAAGAGAACAAAGUAAAGCGGCAUGCGUAUCUCCAACAACUUAUCUACCCAUUACUAAAUGAGGUGGUGCGCAGGCGCGGGCCGGGCAACGCGGCGUGCGCGGCCGCCGUGGAGGAGCUGCGACGCGCCUUCGAGCUGGCCGAGCGCGCCGCGCCGCACCUCACGCGCGCCUUCGUGCAGCAGGCACGUCGUACAGAGGGUGGCGAAACAAUCACAUCAACCUUCUACGCCUUCACACAACACUUCCCAGCAGUGGAUGACGUAGGGACCCGUAACGGAUCCGGAUGUAGAAACAUCGCAGAUGAACUGGGGCUCCACAGUGCUCGCUUCUUCUACGCGGCUGCGGCGGAACAACACGCUUAG